Messenger RNA from Jatropha curcas, 3077 nucleotides. RefSeq names its product SAP domain-containing protein. NCBI's taxonomy places the organism in Eukaryota, Viridiplantae, Streptophyta, Magnoliopsida, Malpighiales, Euphorbiaceae. Gene Ontology annotation, molecular function: nucleic acid binding. The record is from RefSeq and is a predicted model, not a curated record.
AUUUUGUUUUUCGAUAACGCACAAACCAAAAAAAUCAUUGAACAUCCAAAACCCUAAAUUUACAUUUCCAUUUUCCUCUCUCAAUCAAAAUUCCGAAAAAGAUAAGAAAAAUCAAAUCCAACGAAAGCUGGUUUUUGUUUCAUUUUCGUAUCUCGGGCUUUUUCCUCUCUUGUACAUUUGUAUUUUUUAAUGUGUUCUUAGCUUUAGUUUCUUUUGUUCGUUUUGUUUUCAGGAAGCAGACUCGCUUUGAGUGGAAGAUUAUUGGGUCUUUUUUUUUUAAAAAAUUUGUUUGGCGUUUCUUCAUUGUGGGCUGCUCUGCUUUUUUGGCGCUUUUCUUUCUAUAUGUCUAAUGGUGGGUUUUGUGUUGUGAAAUUAGGGUUUCACAUAUAUCCCAUUCUGUUUUCAGCCUUUUGGUGCUUUCCGGCUGCCUGACAAUAUUCCUGGUUUCUCUUGUACCAUUGUUGUUUCACUGCGAGAUUUCAAGGAUUACAAAUUGAAUUUUAUGUUUUGUUAAGGAUUGUGGUAGUGAUAUUAAUUGGAAAAGAUGUCAUCAAAAUAUCCAAUUCUAGACAAUCGCCCAAUAGAUCAGUGGAAGGUUACUGAACUAAAAGAAGAGCUUAGGAGGCGGAAAUUGACAACAAAAGGUUUGAAGGAUGAUCUGAUUAGACGUUUAGAUGAAGCACUUCGCAUUGAGAGGGAAAAUAAUGAGGACUUGGACACUGAAACUAUUUCGGAUGAGCAACCUGUGGAUGGUACAAAAGUUUCUGAGGCAGUGCCAAUUGUUACUGAAAUUGCUAAAGUUGAUAUGAAUGUUGUUGCUGCGAAAAUUGAGAGCGUGGGUGAUGUUAAGGUUCAGGUUGAUAUCAAUGAUGGUGCAGAAGCCAGGGACCAAGAACUUGCGGAAUGUGUCACAAGAACUGAUACAAUUUCUUCUAGGGAUGAAGGGGAGAUCACUAUUCCUGCUGUUGCUCUGGAGGUCAGCACUACAGUUUCCGAGAGUGUGGCAUCUGGAGUAACAAUUGGUGCUUCAGAUGCACAAAAUCCUCAAGCGCCUGAACUGAAUGUGAAUUCCAAGUUCCAGCUUGAAAAUCAGGAUUCUAAGCCUCAGCUGGAAGGUGAGGAAUGCAAGACUCAGCUGGAGAAUUCCAAGCUUCAGCUGGACAAUGAGGAUUCAAAGCCCCAGCUGGAGAAUGAGGAUUCAAAGUCCCAGCUGGAGAAUGAGGGGUUGAAGCCUCCACACGAGGAUGUCACGCUUGACUCUUCUACUCCGAACAACCAGGUAUCUGAGGUCAGCCCUAAUUUAGGGUUUCAAGUAAAAUCUGAUUCUAUUUCUACUGAUUCUGUGUCAAUUAAUGAAAAGAUUGAACUAAAGGAUAACAUAAUUACUGAUAAUGUCCAAUUAGAACUAGAUAUUGUUAAGCCAGAGAUGGUGGAACCAUCAUCCAAUAGUGUUGUGCCAGUUGGUGGUGAAUCACAUCCAAUGGAUGUUGAGGAGCCACAAGAGAAGAAGACAGUUGAAGAGAAAGAUGACAGCAAUGCUACAAAUGCAGAUAUGAGCAAGAAAAAUGAUAUUGUUGAUGUGGGGUACUCGGAAAAGUUAAAUUUAGACAGAAGUUCUGGUGAUGACUCUAUGGAGGAAGAUGUUGUGGAGAGUAAGCAAAUUGAUUCAAAGUAUAACUCUGAUGAUGUGGGAGACAAAAGUGAGAAAAGUGAAAUGCAUGUUGUGAAGGAGGAAAAUCUUGUUGAUGUUGUAGGGAACAAGCCGUCUAUUGAUAAUAAGGAAAUGCGUGUUGAGAAUAAAGUUCAUCCUCCUGUGCCUGCUGAGAAAAGAAAGCUUAAUGAUCAAAAUGCUGUUGGAAGUACAGAGCCUGUAAAGAGGCAACGCAGAUGGAAUUCUGAAAGCCUAAAAGUACCUGAACCACAAAGCUCUAAUCCAGCACCAUCCACUACCCCUAAGGAUGCAUUUCAACCUGCUCUUUCAAGACGCAACUUUUCUCGCUCUGACUCCUCUGUUAGCAAUGAGGAUGCACCAAAGGAACGUGUUGUUCCACCAUCUCAAAGACCUCCAACAAAUUCUCUAAGAAUUGAUCGCUUUGUACGUCCUUUUACCCUGAAAGCUGUCCAAGAAUUUCUAGGCAAGACUGGGACCAUAACCAGUUUCUGGAUGGAUCACAUCAAAACCCAUUGCUAUAUAAGUUACUCAUCUGUAGAAGAAGCUGUGGAGACACGGAAUGCAGUGUAUAACUUACAGUGGCCUCCAAAUGGCGGGCGUCUUUUAGUGGCUGAGUUUGUUGAUCCCCAUGAAGUGAAACUGAAAGUGGAGGCUCCUCCUCAUUCUCCGGCUACACCAGUGACUCCAAGUGCUACUGCAGCUCCACUCUCGCAGCCUCAGCCCUCUCCCCGUCAGCAGGUUUCUAGGCAGCAACUUCCACCCCCACCUCCCCUUCCACCUCCACCACCUCUAUCCAACCCGCCUCUGGCCAAGGAGCGUGUUGCCCAUCUGCCACCGCCACCUCCACUAAUUCCAGAGAAACAUGACCCUCCAAUUGUUACUCUAGAUGAUCUCUUUCGGAAAACCAAAGCAACUCCCCGGAUCUACUAUCUUCCGUUGUCAGAAGAACAAGUUGCAGCAAAACUUGCGGAACGGGGAAAAAAUGCCAACCAGUAGGGAUCAAGCUACUAUUUACCUCCGUGGCUGCUCUUAGGAAUUUCUUAUGGGAUGGUCAGUAUCUUAGAUAAAUGGUUAGAUAGUAUCACAUAAUUGCGUCUUUGCAGGUCUGCAGGUGUUGCUUGUAGAAGGAAAUGCCCUGGCCAAGCAGAGGGAUGUGGUUCGCUGUUGGAUUUGGGUUUUCUGGAGGCUGCCUUUUGUUAAUGCUUUAAGUUUUUAUUAGUGCUAGGAAACAUUUGAAUUGAGAGCUCUGUAUUCAAGCGGAUCCACCUAUCGUACGGUCAUAUCAUGUUUUGCUGUUGAAAAGAAUUCUAUCUACUUGUGGUCAUCUUGUUUUACCUUUUCAGAGGAAUUUUAACUUCAGAACAAACUAAAAUGGUGGAAUCUGACUUCUGAUGAUAAUCUUUUA